Molecule: messenger RNA, 567 nt
Organism: Suillus fuscotomentosus
Lineage: Eukaryota; Fungi; Basidiomycota; Agaricomycetes; Boletales; Suillaceae
Exons: 5
Coding region: 1-567 (188 amino acids)
Source: RefSeq, a predicted model, not a curated record
AUGUACUGGCCCUUUCAUAAUCAUGGAGAGUGGUCACUCAGUAAAUUUUUAGUUGAGACCAUGACACAGACAGAGAUUGAUCAUUUUCUCAAACUGUCUUGGUUCAAUGUGAAAGAUAAGCCCGCAUUCUCAUGUGCUCGAGAACUAUUGUCCUGGAUGGACCUGUUACCUCCUGGGCCAAAAUGGCAGACCACACAGUUUGAAGUCCAGGGGUACACCACUGACACUCCCAUUCAUCUAAUAUGGUGUGAUGGCCUUGAAGUCACGAAGAGCCUCUUUGGAAACCCUAUUUUUGCUCAAAAUAUGUCUUUUGACCCUCUGCAUGUCUGGGAGGCAUUCUCGACACAAGAUCAGCUGCCUGAAGGGGCGACUAUUGUGCCCAUAAUAGCUGCAUCAGACAAAACACCAGUCACAAGACAGACAGGCGGUCUGGAAAUGCACCCUCUUUUCCUCACUAUUGGCAACAUCAACUCUGAUGUUCAUAUGAAGGCUACAUCCCACACUUGGCGAUGUGUGGUGUAUAUGCCAAUCCCAAAUCGCAUGUCUGGCACAAGUGUGUCGACUUAG